UUACUUUUCUUCUUCUUAUUAUUAUUAUUAUUUUUAUUAUUAUUAUUAAUUUGGUCAUAGAUGCUAAAUGAAUUCAAUUCAGUUCAAUAAAUUUUAUUUGUAUAGCGCCUUUUACAAUGGACAUCGUCUCAAGCAGCUUUACAAAAGCAGAGAAACAGAAAGGAGAGGGGAAAAAAAGUUUAAAUUAAAGUUACUAUUUUAUCCCUAAUGAGAAGCCUGAGGUGAUGAUGGAGGAAUAUGGGGAAGAAACCUUGAGAGGAACCAGGCUCAGAAGGGAACCCAUCCUCAUUUGGGUGACACUAAACAGAAAAUAAUGUAACUGUAGCUGAUUAAUGUCCUUUCUACAACAGAAAUCAAUGACCCAUGAGGAACUAUUAGGUCAGUGUAGUUUCUGAGGUCAUUAUAAACACUAGUUCUUUGCUGUCACAAGCUGACAGAUGAAAUGGCAGAUCUGUGACGGUGUGAAAGUCCCCAAGUGGCUCUGUCCACGGCUGUCUCCUGGUCCACACAGAUCCAUCCACAGCACCAGUGGGCACCAUCACGCAGCUAGACUCUGACCAGGGGUAGGGCAGUGGUCACACUGGAACUGGCAAACACUGGGAGCUCAGGAGUGGGGUGUAUAGCUCCACAGAGAAGGUAGAGAGAGAAAGAGAAAGAUAUUAAGUUUCUGAUCAUGUGAUGUUUAAAGACAAUGUAGAAUUAUGUAUAAAGUGCAGCCAGGGACUCCGGCAAGACUAGCUAUGACAUCAUAACUAAAAGGGAGAGCCAGAAGGUCACAGACAUGAAGGCUUCCAGGGACAUAAAGCAUCCGACCACUUCACAGUCAGUGACCUGAGCGACUUGCGAGGGUGGUAAGAUGACAGCAUCCAACACAUCCCAGUCACCAAACACUCUAUGACCAUGAACCUUCCAGAUCUGCUCCUUUACCUAAGAAAACUAUACAUUAAAAGCUCGACUAAACAAAUGUGUCUUUAGCAGGGUGUAACUUUGGUUUGAGGAGUGUGUGUGUGGGGGGGGUAUGAAAUGGAGAAAAUGUUUUUGAUGUGAAUCCCAUUUCCUGCAUUUACAUACAUUUAGGGACUAUGGUGAUACAAAAUCCAGGAAAUAAUGAAGUAGAUUAUAAGGAUAAAUUCUGCCAAAAAGAAUAGUAGGCUACUAAACUAUGUAUAUAAAAAAUGUCUUACUUUCUUUAUUGUUUAAUAGCGGCCGAUCACCAAGACUUGAGAGAAUCAUUUUAUAAAGUCAAAGAUGUUCACUGUUAAUGUUUUGGAUGUGAAUAAAAUUUAAAUAAUGUGAGACUAAAUUUCCACUGUUAAGCAAACUUUUAUAGCACUAUUUAACUAAUACUAUAUAACUACAUAAAUACUAUUUAACUAAUAAAAUAUCAGGGUCUGACUGAUAAGGUCAGUCUGAAACCACACCCAUGUGAUGAUGUGACCAUGUUAACAAAAUAUUCUAAACAUCUAAACACACACUUUGGCUCCUACAAAAAGAGAAUUUAAUUUGAUAAUAUUCAAGCUGUAUUCAUUACUUUAUCAUGCACACUUCUUCCCUUUUAUCACCAACAAAUCCGAAUCCGAGUCAAACAUUAAACUAGCCUCCAGAGUCUGCUUGUCAUACAUUGCUGACAGAAAAUGCGCAGUUUAAAGUCAACUCCUUUUUCAUGGUACAGUAGUCCUCCUCUAUAUGGCGGUCCCGGUAAAUUGUGGAUUUUUAUUUGGAACAACAAAUUAAGUUGCCUUUAUUUGUCACAUAUACAUUACAGCACAGUGAAAUUCUUUCUUCACAUAUCCCAUCCGUGGAGGUUGGGGUCAGAGCGCAGGGUCAGCCAUGAUACAGCGCCCCUGGAGCAGAGAGGGUUAAGGGCCUUGCUCAAGGGCCCAACAGUGGCAACUUGGUGGUGCUGGGGCUUGAACCCUUGAUCUUCCGGUCAACGAUCCAGAGCCUCAACCACUUGAGCUACCACUGAGUUGAAAUAAGUUAAUUUAUUAAGAAAAAUAUAAUUUUUAAUUACAAAAUAUGAACAUUAAUUAAAAUUAUGUAAAAUGUUAAUAAUAUAUAAAAUACUGUAUAGCGUAUUUACUCAAGAGACAAAGAACACGUAGCGUUGUUUAGGAAAGGGCGGUGUGGGGACGCUGAAAAUACAGUACGGCUGGAGUCUGGCCAAUCAGAAUGCCCCAUUCAUUUAAUCACGCUUGUGAUUGGCUGCUGGCUAUGCGUGCAGUUGGGGAAAGGGUAGCAACUCCCCAGUUUUUCGCGUGUCACUGUCCCGAGUGUUUGUUUUAUUUUUACGGUUUUUCUGUAAACCCUAUUUUGUCGCCCAAACUCUCUGCUCCUUCUAAGGUUUCUGGCAGGGAACAUACAUACACACAGUACUCAAUAUAAAUGUAAUAUUUCUACCAAUUUACCCAAAAUUCAUCUCACUAUAUGCUUGCAAAUGUUUUCUGUGUGUGUUUAAAGAGUGUGGGAGGGUCAUUUACGGCUUAAACAAUAAAAAAAAAUCAUUUGGGGGUGACGUCCAUGUAUUGCAGAUUUUCGUUUAUCACGGGUGAUUUUGGAACGUAACCUGCACGAUAAACGGGGGAUUACUGUACACAGAAUCUUCUAAUCUACAUUAAAUAUUUAGCUAACAGUCUGAAGUUACGUAGCAACAACAGUCAUCCAUGAUCACAUCAUCUGUUGCUGCUUCCAGUGUUUCAUUGCUGACUGUGCUGCAGCCACUAAACCUGUUCAUUACACCUUUCAGUCAGCUAGUUUUAGAGUGUGCAGUUAAAUAAGCAUAACAAACCUAUUUAAAAAUUUGGGGGGACACGAACAGGAAUUUGUAAAGUGGGGGGGGGCAUGUCCCUCCUGUCCCCAGUGGAAAUUACGCCCCUGGUCUUCAGCCUAGACUUAAACACUGAGACUGUGUCUGAAUCCCCAACACUAAUUGGAAGGCUGUUCCAUAACUGUGGGGCUUUGAAAGAGAAAGCUCCGCCCCCUGCUGUAGCCUUUGCUACUUGAGGUACUACCAGGUAACCAGCACCCUUUGAUCGGAGUAGGCGUGGCGGAUCAUAAAAGACAAAAUGAUCGCUCAGGUACUGUGGCGCGAGACCAUUUAGUGCUUUAUAGGUCAGUAACAGUAUUUUAUAAUCAAUGUGAAAUCUGACUGGGAGCCAAUGUAGUGUGGAUAAAAUAGGAGUGAUGUGUUCAUAUCUUCUGGUUCUAGUUAGGACUCUAGCUGCUGCAUUCUGGACUAACUGGAGCUUGUUUCUGCUCCUACUGGAACAUCCAGACAGUAAGACAUUACAAUAAUCCAACCUAGAGGUAACAAAAGCAUGAACUAGUUUCUCUGCAUCAUGAAGCGACAUCAUAUUUCUUAUCUUAGCAAUAUUUCGGAGAUGAAUGAUUCUGUUUAUCUUCAGAAAUGUUAAAGAGGAAACAGACUGAGGAAACAGAAUUCCACAACAUUCCUCUGUCCUCUUCUUUACUGCUUAUCAACAGUUUAUAACCAAAAGUACUGAAUGAACUCGCCUCCUUCUGAUGCUGUGUCCAGUCCGCAGCGUCCACUACAGCAUUAAUCCACUAUUAAUGUCUAUAUAGCCAAAAUCUUCACUCAGUCUCACACUCACUCUGUCUCUCUCUCUGUCUCACUCUUUCUCUGUCUCACUCUCUCACUGAUACACAUCUAUCUGAAACUCUCCCACUCUUACACACUUGGAGCUGAAGUGUCCAGGCUGUGUAGUAAAUCAGAUUGUCCUUCAGUCUGUUUGAUGAAGAUGAAGUGAAUCUGCAGGAUUGUAUACGUCAUGCUGAUGACACCUGAUUGGCUGAUCAGAUAACUGCAUGAAUGCGCAGGUGUGUUCUUAAUAAAGAGGACGCUGGCGUGUAUUUCCGAAAAGUGAGGAAACAGCGCCCUCUGCCGAGGAGUAUGACGUCACUGCAGGAGACAUUUAAGGAGGAACAGAAAUUGGAGACAUCAGAGAUCAGAUCAUCAGCAUGUUACCGUCUCCAUCAUGACCAUUAACCAUUUAUAUUAAUUAGUAACUCAGAGUGUGUGUGUGUGUGUGUGUGUGUGCGUGCGUGCGUGCGUGCGUGUGUGCGUGUGUGUGUGUGUUGUAGCUGUGUGUUGAGGCGGUGCCCUUUACUGCAGGGUGGGACAGCGACACGCGCACACACACACAGACACACUCAGCACCGCGGUGCAACACAGACGGACACACACACAUCAGUGCAGCGGUGUGUGUGAGACUGCACGAGGAUUCUAGAAUGCUCGGUAGCUGGUGGGUGGAGUAAAGAUGAGUGUGACAUCAUGGUUUUUGGUGAGCAGCUCCGGCACUCGGCACCGGUUGCCUCGGGAGAUGAUCUUCGUGGGUCGUGAGGACUGUGAGCUCAUGCUGCAGUCCCGCAGUGUUGAUAAACAGCAUGCUGUGAUUAACUACAAUGCUGCCACUGAUGAGCACCUGGUGAAAGACCUGGGCAGUCUGAAUGGGACCUUUGUGAAUGACCUGAGGAUUCCUGAUCAGACAUACAUAACACUCAAACUUUCGGACAUCGUUCGCUUCGGAUAUGAUUCCCAUGUGUACGUUCUGGAGCGAAGUCAACAUCGAGUACCAGAGGAGGCUCUAAAGCAUGAGAAAUACACAAGCCAGCUGCAGAUGGACUUAAAAUCCUCUGAGCUGAAGAAGAAAGAUCUGCAGGAUGACAGAAUGAAGACAGACAGGUCUGAACGCAAGAGUCUCACAGAAACCUCUGUGUGUCGUCCCACUCCUUUAUACGGUCAGCCCUCAUGGUGGGGAGAGGAUGAUACAGGAAGUAAAGAUUUUAUUAAUGAAGGACGGAAAACAGAUGACAGUCGAACAGAAGUCUUGAAGGACGCAGAAGUGAACGGCUCUCUUCAGGAAUUCCGCGAUGGCCAAAGCAAGUCUACAUUCCUGUACCAUCGAGAACCAAGUUACUUUGAAAUUCCCACCAAGGAGGUUCAAAGCCACUCCACCUUCACAGAAAUGGAGCUGAAUGACAUUCCCACCAAGGACACAGAUGCCUUACCCAAGUCCACUGUGCCCGUUUACCAGAGCCACGCCUCCUUCACCAUCGAGUUUGAUGAAUGUACACCAGGAAAAAUUAAAAUCAAAGACCAUGUGACCAAAUUCUCAUCUCGCCAGCGCAGUAAACAGUCCAGUGCUAAAGUGACCAGUGCUGCACCUACAGAGGUCCAGUCUCCAGAGAGCAAGGUUGCUGAUUGGCUGGUUCAGAGUGAUGUAGGUAUGAUGUCAUCAAGGCGACCAACCAGCGAUGAUGUUUAUAGCACCAAGAGUGACCUCGCAAUGCACAUCAGGACACUGAAAGGACACCAUCAUGAAGAUGGCACUCAGAGUGAUUCUGAAGAUCCUGUAAUAAAAGGAAAGAGGAGUAAAUCUCAUCACUCAGUCCAAUCAGAGGAAUCAAAUUUGUCAAAAACAUUAGAACCACCUGAGACUUACAAACCUCCAUCACCACCUAAACAGAUUCAUGACUUCUCCAGCGUUCCUGAAGGAACUGCAGUAGAAGAACCUUCACCUCCAGCUCAAAGCCAGCUGAAAUGUGGGCAUCAGGAACCACUGAGCCAACAGGCCUUUAUUAUUGAAUUUUUUGACGAUAAUCCACGCAAGAAACGUUCCCAGUCUUUUACCCACAAUCCUGUGCAUGGUGAUAAUUAUUCAGCCCUCAAAGUGAAGCUGGAACGGCGUAAAGGAGCUGAAAGGCCUGCAUCUGUUCAUGGAAAUAUUCCUCCUACACAACAGAUCACAGUUCCACUAAAGGGCUUAAGUCACGGAGUUCAUCAAAGAUCAAGCUCACUAAAGAGGGAGAAGACGGAGGACACAAUGAGCAAGGGUGGCACUUCCCCUUCAUCUUCGGGCACUUCCUGUUCUAUCACGUCCUCUUCCUCUCGCUCUUCUCCAGCAAUCACCAUCAAACCUUUCGGCAGUAUUGGAAAGAAAUCCAAACUUGCUCAAGAAUUUGUUAACGAGUUUCUUAAUGAAUCCUCGCCACCUAUGUCAGCACCACCAGUGAUGAUGUCACCAUCACACACCCACCUUCCGUCUCCAGAGGACUCACGUGUAUGUGCCCCGUCCUCCAUGUCUUACCCGGCCUCUCCAUUACAGACACACGCACACAGUCUGCCCCAAACACUUCUUCCUACUUCAUCUCCUAUUUCCGUGCCCUCUCUCCCUCCAUCUGGGGGUGUAGAUUCCAGUCUUUCAGCUGCACCUCCAUUUACACCGGUACUGAGCACCGGGGCAGAUCCUAAAGCCCUUAGAACACUCCUUAAAGGCUCAGGGGCAAUUCGUACAGAGGACGAGGACAGUUUGAGUGAUGCUGGGACUUACACUAUUGAGACUGAGUCUCAGGAUAAAGAAGUGGAAGAAGCUCGCAGUAUGAUUGAUCAGGUGUUUGGAGUGCUGGAUGCUCCAGAAUACAGUGGAGUUUACAGACCGGUCAUCAAUGAGCAAGAUAUGCUAAAGCAAACCCAAGCUGAACUCAUGCACACAUCAGCUGAAGAUCUUAAUUCUAGCAUCAGUGCAGAUCCAGAAAGCUUCCUGGAGGGACAUUCUGACCUGUCUGGACCUAAGUGGGUGUCUCGGUGGGCAAGUUUAGCAGAUCCUUACAGUGACUCUGUAGGUACAGCGCCACCUUCAGGAAGUCCACCUCAAGGAUCUGAUUCACAAAGAGAUGUCAAAGCCGCACCAAGCCAAAGUGUGGACCAGUCAGAAUCAGAGUGUACUCAGAGCUCCAAAACCAGACGUCUUCUCCCUCAGGUUCCUUCUGCAGGAGAAAGGCAGGAGAGUACCACUCCCUGUAUCCUGAUCCGGACUGAACCCAGCGUGGAGAAUGAUCCAUCUGAAAAAGUUUCUAGAAUGUCACAGCCGGAUUCCACUCAGAGGUUAAAGGUUCAGGAAGAUGUGGAUCACGAUAGCCUGAGUGACACCAGUCGUUCUGAUGAUAGCUCAAUCCUGGACAGGAGCUCAAAGAGUCAGGAGCAGUACAGAAUGAUGGCACCAUUAGUGUCCGAAAACAUCCAGCCAAAGUCCACUUCUUUCUACAUCGGCUCUGAGGAAGGCUUCUACAAAUCCGAUGCUUCACGGAGUCCAGUUCUUUCUCAAGCUGAGCGUGCUCCUUCCCCCAAGAUGCCUCCUACUACUGUCCUAAUACGACACCUGAGCAGCCAGGAGCACAAGCGAGCAGUGAAGCCAAACUCAUCAGCACCAAAUCUCCAAAUCCAUAACAAAGAUCCUAUUCCCACCAAAGAACUUCCGUCAUCGGCUUUCGUUCGCCAGGAGAGUUUCACCAAAGACAGACCAAGUGACAACAUCCAGGUUAAAAAGUUACCUCACAUCUCAAGUCAUCCCACUUUACGGGAUUUAGGCACCCUAGGAAGUGAACAAGAAGUUUUAUCAAAGGAAAAGAAGCAAUCCACAUCUUCUCAAAAGCAGAAAAAGGAAAGUUCUCCUGAACAAGCUGAAGAUUCUCUAUCUGGUGAAUCAGAUGUGGACACAGCGAGCACUGUGAGCUUAGUGAGCAGUAAAAAUGUGCCUGUUAGCACUAUUAAGAAGCAUACCUCUUCUAGUGCACUUCGUAAGGAUAAAUCUUCUUUAGGUUUGACUUCUCAGGAGAAAAGCAGACAGCCAACAGCUCGAGAGCGACUUUCAGAAAAACGUCGCAAUAAUGCAGUUACGGAGACCAGCGCCACUAAAUCGGAAUCUACACGUCGUCUCCAUUUACGCCGCAGCACCGGAAACAGCGGCUCCUUAGAUUUUUCUGACAAUCAUCAGAUUCAUGGCCAAACCGAAACUGCCUCGUCUGAUCAUGAAUCAACAUCUCGACCUUCUAGUCGCAAGAAACUCUCAGUGUCUCUGCAAAACCAAGACUCAAACAAGUCCAAUAAAGCAGCUCACCAGGUUCUGACCCGCUCCAAUAGUCUCUCAGCUCCUAGACCGACGCGGGCCUCCAUGCUGCGCCGCGCUCGACUCGGGGAAACAUCCGAUAAUGAAGGUGUGGAAACAGACCGUGCAUCUCAGGGUUCAGAACACACAAAACUCUCUGGAGACACCAAAAAGCUCUCAAGAUUAGACAUUUUAGCGAUGCCACGUAAACGCACAGGAUCCUUCACCACUCCAAGUGAUAACGAAUCACUGACCAAACAAACACAAAGCCGUCCCUCGGACUCCAGCACUAACGGGAGGAGAAUGUCCACUAGUGAAACAAAACCAACCAAAAUCUCUCCAACAGCAGAGAAACAUCUGUCCAGUCGCACACGCACUAAUCAGACCAAACACUCGGGCACAGGCAGUUUUCGUUCGAGACAGAAAGGUUCUGAUUAUUCCUCCACGUCAGAGGAAGAGCAUGAUGUCAGCUCUAAAACUAAAUGCUCCCUCACUUCAGCUUCAACUCAGACACAAACCCCACAGAGACUCAUUCCCACUCGGCUGGACAUAGAGGACGAUGAAGCACAAAACGAGCACUACCAGAACUGGACCAAUCACAGUGCAGAGAUCGCCAGACUGAGUCAGGACUUGGCCAAAGAUCUUGCUAUUCUCGCACGUGAAAUCCACGAUGUAGCUGGAGAUGCUGACACACAUACACCUGCAGCGACGGGGUACAACAGUCCACCAGGCUCCGCUCCACACACACCUGCAUCCACUAUCUCCGCCCGAGAGGAGUUGGUGCAUCACAUCCCAGAUGCCAGUCUGAGUUAUCAGAAAGUUCCUGCAGGUUCCCCGAGUCCAGUGGAUCAGGACAGUGAUGGAACCAAACGAAGGCCUUGGAGCAGAGAAGAGGUGAUUUUGGACAAUCUGAUGCUGAACCCUGUGUCCCAGCUUUCACAGGCCAUCAGAGAGAACACAGAGCAACUCACCGAAAAGAUGAAAUCUUUAUUCCACAACACCACAGAGGUCUGGGAGGAGAUUGAAGCAAAAAUAAACGCUGAAGAUGAAGUUCCUAUCAUUAAAACCUCCAACAAAGAAAUCUCAUCCAUCCUGCAGGAGCUGAGGAGAGCCCAGAGACAGCUGGAGGUCAUAAACUCAAUUGUGGAACCUGGAGGAGGUGUGAAGGUGAUAGUGCCACCUGCUGCAGAAAAAAAGAAAUCUGCCAAGCGAGGUGGUAAAUAAGUGACCUGAAGAAGGUGAAGUGUGUUGGAGUCCAGAGUAACUGCUGAGUGAAUGCCUUCAUGCUUUAUAGAACACGACUACGCUGAAAGAUAAUGCUGUAUUACAUAGAAACCUGUUGCUUGCUUCAGAGACGUGUGUGUGUGUGUGUGUGUGUGUGUUUAUAAUGUAAACUAGUCACUAAACACUACUUACUCAGAUGUGUGUAUUUUUCUGUGUGUCAGCUCUUUUAGCUGUUCACAUCAUUUCUCCUCACUGAAGUGGAUUUUUAGAAUUUACUUACCAACAAAAACAGGAUGUAGAAUGUAAGCUUAUAAACAAACCUACAAACAAAAUGUCCUCUGUGACAGAACACUUUAUUCAUGAUCAGCUUCAGCUAAGAACUCCUAGCUAAUUUCCUGGACAUUUGAGUGUUUGCAAAUGUUCCAGAGAUUUCUAUAGUCUCCUGAAAUCAUUCAGGUGCAGUGAUUAUUUCUCUUUUUGCUGCGUCCCAGCACCAGAUCUGUGUUCAGAAACUUUUCUGCUUCUUUAAAGCAAGUGUUUACAGAAAUAAAACGAAAUAUUUCGAUAAAUAUAUGAUUCCUGUGCUGAUGGUGACACGCUGUUCCUGUGAUGAAGCACAGCGCUGUAGCAUGAUGCUCUAAGCUUGAGUUUCAGCAGAAGGAAAAGGAAGGUUUAUUGUCAUCACAGGAAGCAUGGCUGGAGACUGAUAGCAGCGUGUCAGAGUGGAGAACAAAAUCUACAGACAUUAAACUGAGGCUUCAUCACACUGACUCACACUGAGAAAAAGAUCAAACCCUAAAAAAGCUAGAGACACUGAGUCUGAAGAGAGUCUCCAUCAUCCAUCAAGCUGUUCCACAUUUAGAUACUUCUCAGAUCAUCUGGAGAAGCUCUACAUCAUUAAUCUCAUGUUAUUUCUGUAAAAAACCACUUAAAGAGGAGCAGAAAAAAUCCCACUUUGAAGUAAUAAUUAAGCGGUGAAGACUCUGAAAGUCUCGAGUGAUCUCUCUACGUGUGUGUGUGUGUGUGUGUGUGUGUGUGACCUGGAGGAAAACUGACCCCUGGAGGAUACACACUGAGGAGAUUCAGUGCUUUAGGUUUAAAGUGAAUGGUUAUAAAUCUGCAUUAUAACUGUGCUAUGCAUUAAAACACACACACACACACACACACACACACACACAGUGUGAUAUAUCUGUAUAUAAGUAUCUUUUAUUUCCUGGUGCAGUGUGAAUGUCUGCUAAUGAGAAUGUGGCUAAAGCUAAACAGCACUAAGCAGCUCAAUGCAACAGAAAUAUAAUAAAGUUAAAAUGUAAUCAAAUGACAGUAUUUAUAAAGCUUUGCUGCAGAAAUACUGAACAAAAAUUAAAAAACAGUGACGACAAGAUAUAAUGGUCUCAUCAGUGACCGAACAUUAGCUCCUUUUACUCACUGAUCCACUUUUUAGUUAUUUUAUUUAAAAUGGCUUCUUUAAAGACUAAUAUUUUAUUCUGCUUUAGUCUCCACCCCUUUAACCCUGCCCCCUUUAACCCUGCCCCUUUGACCCCACCCCUUUAACUCCACCCUUGUCACUCAUUGAGAAUCUUUUUGUUAUUUAAGCCCUUGUGAGGAUUUAAUGCUGUAAUUAUCACACUGAACUCAGAAACUCUGAGAUGUUUUGACAAGUGAGCUUUACGCAUGUGAGGGGGCGGAGUCUGUCUGAAACAACAACACUUCCACAAAAUGAAUCUGAUCCAAGAGCAUUAUUUCCCGUCAGCUUUAAGAGCAUUAAGUGUCUGCCAUUUUGAACUGUUUGUUUCUGUAAAUAUUUAAACACUCCAGUAUAACAAUACAUUCAUAAUAUCUUACGAUAGAAUACAUUCAUAAUUUCACACCUCCUCCAGGUUCCACAAUUCACUCUAAAAAAACACACAAAAUCAUGUCUUUAUCAAACGCUGCUUAUGUAGAGGAGUGAAUUAUUUUUAGAUAAAAUUACAAAUGAAUUAAAAGAGAGCGCAGCAGGAAGACAGAAAACACGCCUCUGAUUGGAUCACGCUGAUCAUGUGACAUAACCGUGUGGAUAUUUAUCUGACCAAUCUGACCAAGCUGUGGUUUUACAUGUAGACUUCUGGACCAUCGUGUGUGUGUGUGUGUGUGUGUAAUGUCAGUUAUAUUAAGAUCUAGUUUUGUAAUAUUAAUAACGCAGAUCUAAUCAGUUAUUUCAGUGUUAUUAUUCUGAUUAAUGCAGAUUUCAAUGAGCCAGUUUCUGGUUCUGUUCAGAAAUCAGAAAUCACGUCUGAAGAAUCAUCUCAAGCUAAUUUAAAUGAUUGGAUUUAAACACUGAUUCUCAUUCAGAUGAUUCAGAUCUCUGAAAGUUCUUUAUUAAAACCAGCAGCAAUGACAGCAGAAGACAGAGUUCAUGUCUAAAUAAUUUCAAGUUAAAUAUAUGAUAAUAAUCAAGUUGUAGAAGGAGUGCAAGGAAGUGAAGGAGUGCGAGGAAGUGAAGGAGUGCGAGGAAGUGAAGGAGUGCGAGGAAGUGAAGGAGUGCGAGGAAGUGAAGGAGUGCGAGGAAGUGAAGGAAUGUGAGGAAGUGAAGGAAUGUGAGGAAGUGAAGGAAUGUGAGGAAGUGAAGGAAUGUGAGGAAGUGAAGAUGGUGAAGAUUUUGUGGAUUUGUGAAAAUGAUUUGUUUUCUUGUUGAGUGCCAAAUGGUCCCAAUCCCUAAACCCAGACUUUUGGUAAUUUAAUUAGAUAAAUAUUAAAAUAUUGUUUUGUGUUAAAGUUGAAGCUCUGAAGUUAAAAUGUCUGAAGCUCUACAGAGGAGAGAAAUGUUGAGAUUUUAUCAGAACAUUCUAGAAAACAGUCACGAGUUAAAUUAGAAACCUGACACUCAUCACCUGUGUGUGAUGUUUAUACAGACUGUUGUUAACUUCACAGCGAGUGUGUGGACAGAUGUGUGUGUGUAUUAUUCUAUUAAAUUGGGUAGCAUUGUUUAUCAGUGUUCAUCAACAGCAGUGUUUUAUUUUUUAACUUUUUUUUACUGUUAUUACAUUACAUAGAUUUUUAAACUUUAUUUAUUUAUUUAUUUAUUUAUUUAUUUAUUUAAAUAAAUAAAUGUUCUGUUCUUUUUGGUAUAGCACUUUUAGCCAUGGACAUUGUUGCAAUGCACUUAUAUAUAUAUUUAUGUGUGUGUGUGUGUUUUCUCACAACUGAUGAUUAAAUAUGUGUAUCUGUAAAUUUAUUGAGUGUGAAUGUUCUGUAUAAAAUCACACACACACACACACACACACACAGUCCCCUCUGAAAUUGCUGGAACAUUAAGGCCAGCUCUUUUGUUUUUUUUUACUUUUCACUGAGGACAUUUGGGUUUGAGAUCAGAAGAUGAAGAUGAUGAUGAUCAGAGUUUCAGCUUCAUGUCCUGAUGCUCACAUGGAGAGAGGAGUUAUAGAAUGUAGAACAAGCUCUCACGUCAGUAGUCCAGCAGUACUUUCAGAGGCGACUGUCCUGCACAUCCACACUGACCUCACUGCUGGGUUUCUGUUACUGCUGUGUUUAUAUUCACUGUUUGUACAAUAAACAUUCAUUACAUUUACAAUAAAUCACUUUCAGUC
Messenger RNA from Hemibagrus wyckioides, 12709 nucleotides. RefSeq names its product centrosomal protein 170Bb (gene cep170bb). The transcript is spliced from 19 exons. The coding region runs from base 4278 to 9128 and encodes 1616 amino acids. Lineage: Eukaryota; Metazoa; Chordata; Actinopteri; Siluriformes; Bagridae. Gene Ontology annotation, molecular function: protein binding. The record is from RefSeq and is a predicted model, not a curated record.